CAAGUGUUACAAAACUCCAACUUUUUAUUUCGACAAACAAAUUUUAGGAUUUUAAGAUAACGUAUGCUAGUCUGCAAUAAUCUAAUACCACAUACUCAAAAUAAAAUAUGGCAGACAUCACAAGUCAAGAAAUGGUAGACGAAGGAGCCGAGAAACGGAAACUGAUGAUAUUUGGCAGAAAUGUUGCAGAGAUACCAUGUUUUAGAAAGGCAUUCUUAACAGGAAUAACUAGCGGGAUAGCUUCUUCCUUAGUUUAUUUUGUAUUUACCAGUAAUACAAAGAAAGCAACCAAAGUUGGAUUGUUCACCUUCCCCAUUGUGACUAUGGCAACAUUCACUGUCUGUAGAUAUAAUCUCGCAGUACUGAGGAUGGAGCAUCGGAAGUUGAAAAACGCAAUCGAACAUACUCGACAAACAGUUAAAGCUACAGACGUUCAGAUUCAACAGACUGCUGAUAUAAACAAUACUGAAACAAAUACAUACAAUGAUAACAAACAUGAGGAUCCAUCUUGAUAGUGAUUUUGCAUUGGAAGUUAUUUUAUUUAACUUAAUAAACGCCUUGGUGGAGUGAAAUACAACAUGGAGCAUUGAAAGU
Owenia fusiformis is the source of this 594-nucleotide messenger RNA. The record is from the annotation of a GenBank genome assembly. Lineage: Eukaryota; Metazoa; Annelida; Polychaeta; Sabellida; Oweniidae.